Molecule: messenger RNA, 324 nt
Organism: Penicillium brevicompactum
Lineage: Eukaryota; Fungi; Ascomycota; Eurotiomycetes; Eurotiales; Aspergillaceae
Exons: 1
Coding region: 1-324 (107 amino acids)
Source: RefSeq, a predicted model, not a curated record
AUGAGCUCUAUGGAGGACGGUUUCAGUCUCAUUGCGCCUGCCACCUUCGAUCCGCCCGAGCAAGAAAUAUCUCUGGCAACGACACAUGAACACGAUACAUUGCCCUCGGAUCUGCUUGAUUUGAAUGAUCCGCUGAAAAAUCUACUCGACCUUGAUGCCGAGUCUGCGACACAAGGACUUUUCCAGGAUGGUGAACAGAUAAUUGGUGAUUUCUCGGCUAUGGAAGCCUCAUUCCUCAAUACUGAUGACACAGACCUGUUUGAGAUAUUUGAAGAGUUCAGGAACAAUACCCAACAGGAAUCGCACUGGCUCCGUGGUUUGUGA